Molecule: messenger RNA, 1048 nt
Organism: Selaginella moellendorffii
Lineage: Eukaryota; Viridiplantae; Streptophyta; Lycopodiopsida; Selaginellales; Selaginellaceae
Product: protein ECERIFERUM 3
Exons: 4
Source: RefSeq, a predicted model, not a curated record
CAGAACGAAGCACUCAACGGAGGUGGAUUGUUGUUUGUCAAGAAGCAUCCUGACUUGAGAGUCAGGGUGGUUCACGGGAACACCCUGACAGCCGCGGUGGUCCUCAACGAGCUCCCGGCCGAAGUGGAAGAGGUGUUCCUGACAGGAGCAACGUCCAAGCUGGGCCGGGCCAUCGCUCUCUACUUGUGCAGAAAGGGAGUCCGCGUGCUGAUGUUGACAAGCUCCAGAAGUCGCUACGAAUCCAUUCUGAGCGAGGCCGCCGCGGAGCACCGCAGGAACCUGGUUCAUGUCACUAAAUACCAAGCUGGCCAGUACUGCAAGAGAUGGAUCAUUGGCAAGUGGGUUACCGAACGAGAGCAAGGAUUUGCGCCGGUGGGGACGCACUUCCACCAGUUUGUCGUGCCGCCAGUGCAGGAGGUGCGCAGCGACUGCACAUACGGGAAGCUGGUUGGGAUGAGACUUCCCAAAGACGUGGCCGGAGUCCACACUUGCGAGUAUAUAAAUGACCGAGGGGUUGUUGCUGCCUGCCAUGCCGGGGGUUUGCUGCACGCACUGGAGGAGUGGAGCCACCACGAAGUGGGAAGCAUUGAUGUGGAAAGGAUCGACACGGUCUGGCAAGCAGCUUUGAGCCGGGGCUUCACGCAGGUGUAAGUGGCAACGGGUCUUUUUCCUUCGGAGUUUACGUUCGAGCAGAGAGAGAACAGCCAUGCCAGCAGCGACACCAGGUACCUUCAAUUCCUCCACACUUGGAUUGGAUUGGAUUGGAUUCAAUCCACACUCCUCGCAGUAGCAGCAGCAGCCAGCCAGCCAGCCAGCCAGCAGACAAAGAAAGCAGAGAUGCUCACUCAAGAGCAGGGAAAAUAGAUUCACAAGGCUCAAACGAAGAACACAAGAAGAAAAGAAGAAGUGGAGAAAGUUUCUAUAUGGCUUUGAGGAUAGCUUUAGCUGGAUGAUUAUUAUUUGCUCACUGCCUCUGCGAUUCAUGGCAAUGCAGUGACAGCCUCUUUUCAAGGAUUGAAUGACGAUCCAAAUCUUUGUUAAUUUCUUA